CCCCCGCAGGAAGCCCCCCUCCCGCUGACUGUGGCCCCCGGGGCCCCGCUGGGAGGAGCACACAGGCAUCGCGCGGGGCAGCCCGGCCCAGGACCCCGGAAGCGGCAGUAGUUGGCACGUGUUUAUCGGAGGAUGGAGGAACCCGGGCUGCGGGAGAUCGGCUGCGAACUGAGAGUGCUGAGCCGGAGUGAUGGGUCCGCCAGCUUCCUGCAGGGGGACACAUCUGUCCUGGCGGGAGUAUAUGGCCCAGCGGAGAUUAAGGUUAGCAGAGAGCUGCAUGACAAGGCCACCAUUGAGGUGAUACUAAGGCCCAAAGUAGGACUACCAGCCAUUCAGGAGAAGAGUCAGGAGCUGCUGAUUCGGGAGACGUGCGAGUCUGUCGUUAUAGGAGCUCUGCACCCCAAAAGUUCUAUAACCAUCAUCCUUCAGAUUGUCAGCGAUGCUGGAUCUCUCCUCGCCUGCUGUCUGAACGCCGCGUGCAUGGCACUGAUGGACGCAGGCCUCCCCCUGUGUUUCCUCUUCUGUGGGGUCACUUGCGCACUGAAUGCUGAUGGCCAUCUGACCCUUGACCCUAACACUAAGCAACAGAAGGAGAGCCGAGCCGUCCUGACCUUCGCUAUAGAGAGUACGGAAAACAAAGUGUUAACAGUGUUUUCUCGAGGAACAUAUUCUACUACAGAGCUCCAGCAGAGUAUCGCUGUGGCUCAGAUCGCAGCUCAGAAGAUCUUUACAUUUUACAGAGACUCGGUGAGGAGGAGAUACUCGAAAUCCUGAGAAAACAGUUUCUUUGCAGAGCCACUCCCCUCCCCUUACAAUUGCCUUCCCACCCUUCCCUUACCCCUCUUUCACAGCCCUCGUCUUCCCUUACCCCUCCUUUACAGCCAUCGCCUUCCCUCACCCCUCCGUCACCUCAUUGCCUUCCCUCACCCCUCCGUCACCUCAUUGCCUUCCCUCACCCCUCCGUCACCCCAUUGCCUUCCUUCACCCCUCCGUCACCCCAUUGCCUUCCUUCACCCCUCCGUCACCCCAUUGCCUUCCUUCACCCCUCCGUCACCCCAUUGCCUUCCUUCACCCCUCCGUCACCCCAUUGCCUUCCCUCACCCCUCCGUCACCCCAUUGCCUUCCCUCACCCCUCCGUCACCCCAUUGCCUUACCUCACCCCUCCUUCACCCCAUCGCCUUACCUCACCCCUCCUUCACCCCAUUGCCUUCCCUCACCCCUCCUUCACCCCAUUGCCUUCCCUCACCCCUCCUUCACCCCAUUGCCUUCCCUCACCCCUCCGUCACCCCAUUGCCUUCCCUCACCCCUCCGUCACCCCAUUGCCUUCCCUCACCCCUCCGUCACCCCAUUGCCUUCCCUCACCCCUCCGUCACCCCAUUGCCUUCCCUCACCCCUCCUUCACCCCAUCGCCUUACCUCACCCCUCCUUCACCCCAUCGCCUUACCUCACCCCUCCUUCACCCCAUCGCCUUACCUCACCCCUCCUUCAUCCCAUCGCCUUCCCUCACCCCUCCUUCACCCCAUCGCCUUACCUCACCCCUCCUUCACCCCAUCGCCUUACCUCACCCCUCCUUCACCCCAUCGCCUUACCUCACCCCUCCUUCACCCCAUCGCCUUACCUCACCCCUCCUUCACCCCAUCGCCUUACCUCACCCCUCCUUCACCCCAUCGCCUUUCCCUAACCCCUAUCAUCUUCUCUCACCCCUACUUUACCCCCAUCACCACCCCCCCUUUCUUCACCCCCAUCACAUGCUACACUUCUCUUCCCUUCACAUCCUGCUACCCUCAACCUGACACCUUUGCCCUGUCCUUUCUCCAUUAUAAUUUUUUUUAUUAUUUAGAUAGCGCCAUCUAAUUCCGUAGCGCUGUACAAUGACCUGCGAGAUUCAGUUUAGUUUGUAUUCAGUUCAUGCAUUUCAUAUUACCGUUGAUGUUUGUGAAUAAAAGUGUUUGUUAUUU
Molecule: messenger RNA, 1958 nt
Organism: Pelobates fuscus (common spadefoot toad)
Lineage: Eukaryota; Metazoa; Chordata; Amphibia; Anura; Pelobatidae
Gene: EXOSC5
Product: exosome component 5
Exons: 6
Coding region: 133-774 (213 amino acids)
Biological process (GO): U4 snRNA 3'-end processing; nuclear mRNA surveillance; rRNA catabolic process
Cellular component (GO): cytoplasmic exosome (RNase complex); nucleolus; nuclear exosome (RNase complex)
Source: RefSeq, a predicted model, not a curated record